UACAACCUAAAGUAUCGCAAACAUGAUUACACGACUGCUUUUUAAUUAAUAGUCGUAUUAAAGUUUUAUAAUAACCCUGUAUACCACUUCCACCAUAUUGAAAUCGUAUUUAUUAUAUUUAUUUAGGUUCAAAAUAUGGAUCUUAAAAAGUGGAAUAGUGUUAAAAGAAGUGGUGGAUUCAAAAGAAAAGUUAAAAACAAUUAUAAUUCGCUUCAAUCACGUACUUUAAUACAAAGUGAUAGAGCUCAAGCUGGGAGUGCGGAAAAUAGAAAGGGUUCCGUAUCACAUUUAAAUGCAAGAUUUACCAAUCAAUUUAACCAAAAUUCUACGAUUAUACCUUGCAGUUCUUUUGCCGAAGUUGAGGACUCUUGUUUAUUUUCCGAAGAUGACGACAGUUAUUCAUCGUCCGAAAACGAAGAUAAUGUUGAUAAAAUAGACACUUCAACCAAAAAUGAUGACUUCAGAGACCAUUAUAAAAAGUGGGCUAUAGAUUUCAAUAUUACACAAGUUGCAUUAAAACAAUUAAAUGUAAUUCUGAACAAAAGAAUGCCCUGCAUAGUCCCUUUAGACCCAAGGACGCUUUUAAAAAGUAAAAAAGAAAUACAAAUAAUUGUUAUCGAUGAUGGUCGUUACUGGAAUAAUGGUCUCAUUGAAUGUUUAAAGACUAUUUUACAAUACCUAAAUGAUAAACCGAAAUCCAUUUCGCUAAAUGUGAAUAUUGACGGACUACCAUUGUUCAACAGCUCUAAGCAUCAAGUGUGGCCAAUAUUAUGUAACAUCCACGAAAAACCAAAUGUACCCCCUUUUGUUGUGGGUAUUUAUGAAGGAACGAGUAAACCAUCAAAUGUAUCCGCAUUUUUUCAUCCUUUUGUAAGUGAAUUACAAGAAUUAAUGUCUAAUCAUUUGAAAAUUGCAUCGGAAGACGGGGUCGAUACAUUGAUCGAAGUUAAAGUCAGAGCCUUCAUAUGCGACUCACCAGCGAGAGCCUUGGUUAAAGGGGUAUGCAACUUUAAUGCUAAACAUGGUUGCUUGAAAUGUACAGUGGUCGGCGAGUAUAGUCAUAAAUCGCACACGGUCUUCUUUCCAAAGACUGAUUGCCCACGAAGAAAUGACGCGGACUUUCGUUCUAAGAAAUAUGGAUGUCACCACAAGUACGAUUCUCCUUUACUAGCAUUACCAAUAGAUAUGAUUGAACAAUUUCCAGUAGGAGACUCUCUACAUAUUAUUGAUUUGGGUAUUAUGAAACGGUUAUUAAUUGGCUGGAGAGAUGGAAAUUUCGGAACUCUGAUUACAAAAUGGCCUACAAAUGUAAUAGAAAAAGUUUCUCAAUUUUUACUAUGCUGUCAGAUGCCAAAGGAAAUACACAGGAGUGUUAGAAGCCUUAAAGACUUGUCACAUUGGAAAGGUUCCGAGUUCCGUACAUUUUUGCUCUAUUUAAGUUAUGUGAUAUUAAAGGAUGUCUUAGAUAAUGCAGCAUAUCACCAUUUUCUGCUCUUUUUCUCAACUGUAACUAUUUGUACAAGCGAGACACAUUUUCAACUUCUACCAGUUGCAGAAAUAAUGUUAAAGCAGUUUGUUGACAAUUAUGGCAAGUUUUAUGGCCAAGAGUACAUUACAAGCAAUGUUCACAAUUUAAUACACGUAGUAGAAGAAGUGAAGAGAUUUGGAACCUUGCAGAGCUUUAACGCUUAUCCUUUUGAAAAUAAAUUGAGUUUAAUAAAGAGAAUGAUCAGAAAAGGAAAUCAGCCACUUCAGCAAAUUGCUAAUAGAUUAUUAGAGAGACAAUAUAACAUUGAAGUAGAGAACUUAAUAAACGAUACUAAUCAUAACUACCCUACGAUAAAGAGUUACAAAUAUGGAAGUAAACUUAAGACAGUUAUUCAACUAGAAUCCUUUAUCCUCUCAACUGAUAAUGGAGAUAAGUGGUUUUUGACUAAUAACAACCACCUUGUUGAAUUGCGUUCCGCUACUUGUAACGAGGGACAUAUUCUGAUUAUUGGAAAUCGAAUUGAAAACUUAAGAAAUGAUGUUUUUGAAACGCCUAUGAAAUCUUCAUAUCUUAAUAUAUUUGUGAUAUAUGAGAACGAAAUUAAGCAAACUGAAGCCAUAUAUAAUAUUACUGAUAUCAAGUGUAAGUUGGUUAGUGUUUCAUACAACUCAAAUAUAUAUUUUGCUCCGCUUCCUCAUACAUUUAAGAAAUAG
Aricia agestis (brown argus) is the source of this 2202-nucleotide messenger RNA. RefSeq lists its product as uncharacterized. NCBI's taxonomy places the organism in Eukaryota, Metazoa, Arthropoda, Insecta, Lepidoptera, Lycaenidae. The record is from RefSeq and is a predicted model, not a curated record. The transcript is spliced from 2 exons. Bases 136 to 2202 code for a protein of 688 amino acids.